AUGGUGCGCGUCAAAGAGCGUUACCUACUGGUCAACAUCCUCUACCCUCGCGACGGCACAGCCGACUCCAAGAACAGCAAUGGCAACACCAACAGUCAGGAACAGCCUCAUUUCGUCGCCGUACGCCGCCCGACGCAGAGCGACCUGACGCGACAGCUGCUCCUGCGCGGCAUCAAGUCCGAGGCGAAGGCCCUCUUUGGCGACUGCGGUGCCGGCGCCGUCGAACGGACCCUCAGUGUCAAAUACUUUUCUCGAGCCACGUCCACCUUUAUCCUCCGCAUCACCCGCGAACACGUGCGCUAUGUCUGGACCGCCCUGACGUUCAUGCGCCACGUACCCGUCCGCAACGGCCGGCCCUGCGUCUUCCGCGUGUCGCGCGUCGGCGGCACCAUCCGACAGGUCGAGCAAGAAGCCAUCCGCCAGGCCCGGACGCUGGUCCUGGCGACCAAAGCACACAUGGCUGGCAACACGACGUCGGCAUUUGAGCUGCUGACACAGUCGGCAGCGGCAACGAAAGGCACCGGGCAAGGAAAGCAGGCAAAGAACCUGUUGGCGGAUGUCAUGUCCGACGACGACGAUGACAGAAACGAGGACGAGGAGGACGACUUUUCGGAUUUUGAAGACGGCAACGGCGAGGGCAUGGAGGAUGACGGAGGCGAAGCAGCAGGCCUGGACUGA
Molecule: messenger RNA, 678 nt
Organism: Sporothrix brasiliensis 5110
Lineage: Eukaryota; Fungi; Ascomycota; Sordariomycetes; Ophiostomatales; Ophiostomataceae
Product: ribonuclease P/MRP protein subunit POP5
Exons: 2
Coding region: 1-678 (225 amino acids)
Biological process (GO): tRNA 5'-leader removal
Cellular component (GO): ribonuclease P complex
Source: RefSeq, a predicted model, not a curated record